Molecule: messenger RNA, 438 nt
Organism: Drechmeria coniospora
Lineage: Eukaryota; Fungi; Ascomycota; Sordariomycetes; Hypocreales; Ophiocordycipitaceae
Exons: 3
Coding region: 1-438 (145 amino acids)
Biological process (GO): attachment of spindle microtubules to kinetochore
Cellular component (GO): DASH complex; mitotic spindle
Source: RefSeq, a predicted model, not a curated record
AUGCAAUGGUGGGGACGCUCCGAGAGCCCUCAUGAGCAUCAGCAGAACCUUUUGCUGUCCCGCAUCGUCACCAACGUGGUACGCAUCAUCCGUUGGGCCAAAGGAAGCACCGCUAACGCCGAACCGCAGGAGAAGCUCAACGAAGCCGUCGUCGUCAUGAACAAGACUCUCCAGGACAUCAACAUUCAAAACAUGAACGUCGAACUGGUGGCACAGAUGUUCAAGAACUACCAAUCCAACGUCCUAUUUCAUCUCGAAGGUUCGUCUACGACUCGUCCGGCCUUGAGUCCUUUCGCGCUAACGAAGAUGCUUGUCCACAGCAACGGACAACCUCAAACCGCCGUCAUGACCUUGACUAUUCUCCAGUUGUCGUUGGUGCGCGAUGCCGCAUCACUCGCCACCAAUGGACGGGGGAGGCAGAGCCGACGCCGAAGCUGA